Aspergillus heteromorphus CBS 117.55 is the source of this 1371-nucleotide messenger RNA. Its product is annotated as arylamine N-acetyltransferase family protein. The transcript is spliced from 3 exons. The record is from RefSeq and is a predicted model, not a curated record. Lineage: Eukaryota; Fungi; Ascomycota; Eurotiomycetes; Eurotiales; Aspergillaceae. The coding region runs from base 361 to 1323 and encodes 320 amino acids. Gene Ontology annotation, molecular function: acetyltransferase activity.
CUGCAGACAACAACCGUGUUCCGACCACCUGGCGUGACAGGAAGAUCCGCAACGAUACGAUCUGAUCUGAUCUGAUCCGAUCGAAUCGGAGGAGGAUAAGAGGCCAAUAAUGGCAGCGAGCGGAGAGGAGAGGAGAGGAGAAGAGGGGGGGGGUCUAAUUAAUGCAUGCUGAUUGAUUGCUGAUAGACAGACAGACAGACAGACCCACGCCGCCCAAUUUAUGGGCCUUGGAGGCGCAUGUCAGACAGAACAAUCGUCUCAUCUCAUCUCCUCUCAUAUCUGCCACGCAAGCAUUCAUUCGCAUUCGCAUUGCAUUCUUGUCUCUCCUCUGAUCUAGCAAACCCCACCCCUCAAAUCAAAAUGUCCACCACAUACACCCCGCACCAACUAGAGCUCUACUUGGAGCGCAUUCGCUACGCUGGCUCUUCCACCUCCACCUCCACCAGCACCCGUCUCCAGCGCCUCCGACAAGCCAUCGAAGAAGACCCCCUGGCCGCGCUGGCCGAAUUACAGCGCCGGCAGAUCUCCUGCAUUCCCUGGGGAAACUCCGCCCUGCACUACUCCCCGCACCGGACCAUCUCCCUGCAACCGGGGAGCGUGUUCGAGAAGCUUGUGGUUCGCGCGCUGGAUGGAUAUUGUAUGGAAAAUAAUAAUCUGCUGUAUCAUGUCCUGCGCGCGCUGGGGUAUACGGUUUACCCCACGGGGGGCCGCGUGUGUCUGGCUGCGUCCGGGGCGGGCGAUCCGGCGAUGGAGGCGUUGUAUACGGGAUUGUCGCAUAUGAUUCUGAUUGUGAUGGUCAAUGGGGCCAAGUUCGCGGUUGACGUCGGCUUCGGGAACAACGGGCCUACCAGUCCCUUACCGCUGAAACCCGAUGUCGUUUCGAUCUGCAUGGCGCCCACCGAGAUGCGACUGGUCUACGACGCCAUCCCGCCGUUCGUGGACCAGACCCAGAAGGUCUGGAUCUACCAGAUCAGAUACACCCCGGACAGCCGGUGGAUCCCGAUGUAUUCGUUCCUGGGGAACGAGUUCCUCCCGCAGGAUUUCGAGGUCAUGAGCUUCGCGACCAGCCAGCAGCGCACGAGCUGGUUUACGCAGUCCCUGGUCUGUACGCGGAUGUUCCUGGACGAGACCGAGUCGGCCGUGCAGGGGCUGUAUGUGCUGGCCGGGAAGGAGGUCAAGAGGAGACAGUUAGGGCAGUCGGACGUGGUCGCGACGCUGCAGAGCGAAGAAGACCGGGUCCGGGCCCUGGCCGAGUGGUUUGGCCUGCACCUGCAAGAGCAUGAGGUCCAGGGCAUCCGCGGUUUAGUAUCGGAGAUCAAGUAGUAUUUUUUGAGACUAGGAUGGCCACCCGCCUGCCGCGUCCGGCUGGAA